This is a messenger RNA of Choloepus didactylus (southern two-toed sloth), 3091 nucleotides long. It is a transcript of the gene CDH18, whose product is annotated as cadherin 18. Gene Ontology annotation, biological process: adherens junction organization; cell morphogenesis; cell-cell junction assembly. Gene Ontology annotation, cellular component: adherens junction; catenin complex; plasma membrane. Gene Ontology annotation, molecular function: cadherin binding; calcium ion binding. The transcript is spliced from 11 exons. Bases 1 to 2373 code for a protein of 790 amino acids. The record is from RefSeq and is a predicted model, not a curated record. NCBI's taxonomy places the organism in Eukaryota, Metazoa, Chordata, Mammalia, Pilosa, Megalonychidae.
AUGAAAAUUACGAGCACAUCUUGCAUCUGUCCAGUCCUAGUGUGUCUCUGUUUUGUGCAGAGGUGUUAUGGAACUGCCCAUCACAGUUCCAUAAGGGUGACCAGAAACCAAACCAAACACAUUGAAGGGGAAACUGAAGUCCACCAUCGUCCAAAAAGGGGAUGGGUAUGGAAUCAGUUCUUUGUUUUAGAAGAACAUAUGGGACCAGAUCCACAAUAUGUUGGAAAGCUGCACUCCAAUUCUGACAAAGGUGAUGGGUCUGUCAAGUACAUCCUUACUGGAGAAGGUGCUGGGACUAUAUUUAUCAUUGAUGAUACCACAGGGGACAUUCAUUCCACAAAAAGCCUCGACAGAGAGCAGAAGACCCACUAUGUGCUUCAUGCUCAGGCUAUUGACAGACGGACAAACAAGCCUCUUGAGCCUGAAUCUGAGUUUAUCAUCAAAGUGCAAGACAUCAAUGACAACGCCCCCAAAUUCACAGAUGGACCAUACAUCGUUACUGUGCCUGAAAUGUCAGAUAUGGGUACCUCUGUUCUACAGGUGACAGCUACGGAUGCGGAUGACCCUACCUAUGGGAACAGUGCUCGUGUAGUUUACAGCAUUCUCCAGGGACAACCCUACUUCUCCGUAGAUCCUAAAACAGGAGUUAUUAGAACUGCCUUACAUAACAUGGAUAGAGAAGCCAGAGAACACUACUCAGUGGUCAUUCAAGCCAAAGACAUGGCUGGGCAAGUUGGAGGGCUUUCAGGGUCUACAACGGUCAACAUCACACUGACUGAUGUCAACGACAACCCACCACGGUUUCCACAGAAGCACUAUCAGCUGUAUGUUCCUGAGUCAGCUCAAGUUGGUUCAGCUGUUGGGAAAAUCAAGGCAAAUGAUGCAGACACUGGCUCAAACGCUGACAUGACAUACUCCAUCCUAAAUGGUGAUGGUGUUGGGAUAUUCUCCAUCUCCACUGACAAAGAAACCAGAGAAGGGAUACUUUCUUUAAAGAAGCCACUGAACUAUGAGAAAAAGAAGUCAUAUACCCUCAACAUAGAAGGAGCAAACACACAUCUUGAUUUUCGCUUUUCUCACUUGGGUCCUUUCAAAGAUGCUACCAUGCUGAAAAUCAUUGUUGGAGAUGUAGAUGAGCCACCACUAUUUUCCAUGCCUUCUUACAUCAUGGAUGUCUAUGAAAAUGCCAAGAUUGGAACCGUUGUUGGCACAGUUUUAGCACAAGAUCCUGACAGUGCAAAUAGCCUAGUAAGAUACUUCAUUGACUACAAUGCUGAAGAUGACAGAUUUUUCUAUAUUGAUGCCAAUACUGGAACCAUAAAGACUACAAAGAUUCUUGACAGAGAGGAAACUCCAUGGUACAACAUCACAGUUGCUGCUUCAGAAAAUGACAAUCCUGGUUUGCUGAGCCAUGUCACAGUGGGUAUUAGAGUUCUGGAUGUCAAUGACAAUCCACCCGAACUUGCCAGGGAAUAUGAUAUUGUUGUCUGUGAAAAUUCUAAGCCUGGCCAGGUUAUUCACACAAUCAGUGCCACUGAUAAAGAUGAUUUUGCCAAUGGACCAAGAUUUAACUUCUUUCUUGAUGAACACCUGUCCAUAAACCCAAACUUCACUCUGAAGGACAAUGAAGAUAACACAGCCAGCAUUCUGACAAGGCGGAGGAGAUUUAGUCGAACUAUUCAGGAUGUGUAUUAUCUCCCCAUUAUGAUCUCUGAUGGUGGAAUCCCCUCUCUCAGCAGCAGCAGCACCCUCACCAUCAGGGUUUGUGCAUGCGAGAGAGAUGGGCGCGUGCGGACCUGCCAUGCAGAAGCUUUCCUGUCCUCGGCGGGCUUGAGUACAGGAGCCUUAAUCGCUAUUCUUCUGUGUGUUGUCAUUCUCCUCGCAAUCGUAGUACUUUUUAUCACCCUGAGACGCAGCAAAAAAGAGCCCCUGAUCAUUUCGGAGGAGGACGUGCGGGAGAACGUGGUCACUUACGACGACGAAGGCGGCGGGGAAGAAGACACCGAGGCCUUUGACAUCACGGCCCUGAGGAACCCGUGCGCUGCCGAGGAGCUCAAGUGCAGGAGAGACAUCAGACCGGACGUGAAGCUCACUCCCAGGCACCAGACGUUGGCCACACUGGAGAGUAUAGACGUUCAGGAAUUUAUCGAGCAAAGACUGGCGGAAGCAGAUCUGGACCCCAGCGUGCCCCCUUACGACUCUCUUCAGACCUAUGCCUACGAGGGUCAGCGGUCCGAGGCCGGGUCCAUCAGCUCGCUGGACUCAGCAACGACACAGUCAGACCAGGAUUAUCACUACCUUGGAGACUGGGGACCUGAGUUUAAAAAGUUAGCUGAACUCUAUGGAGAAAUAGAAUCUGAAAGAACAACUUAGGGGGUUAAUUCCUGCAACCGGGUAGAAGUUGCUUCCUGAGCUAAUGGAGAUGCAACCUCAGAAAGGACGAGAGUGAAGCGUUCAAACAGUGGUAGGAACAGAGCAAGUUGUACACAGCUACUGUAGAAACAAGUGCCCUUUUCUUGAUUGAAACUGGGUGAUUUCAUUGGAGGAAAAAGUCAAAUUUAAAAAAAAAUACAGAGAAAAAAUGCUGUUGCUCCUUGUGUAUAUUUUCAGUUGCUCAAUAAAGUCUGUGGUACUGUUUAAUUAAGAAUACCUGAAUUAAGCCAAACAAUGAUAUUUUGUUUCAAUAUUUUGUGAUUAUUUUUCAAAAGCAAAACAAAACAAGAAAGACUCAUCAUCACUGAUGUCUAUGUUUAUAGGAGUGGUAAACGGCAAAAUGAAACGUGUGAAGGUGAUCAUGAUGUCUCUUUCCACUUUUCUGUGUGGACCCUUGAGACCUACUCUCUGUUACUGUGACAGAUCUCAUUAGCCUUGUUUCCUGUUUAAAUUACUAGAGGCGUUUCCAAUAUACCAGGCCAUUCUGUCAUGGACCUGUAUGUACCAUUUCCCUUUGCCCUCCCCACUUAUUUCCUCCAUACAAAAUUGAUGGAGCAUGGGGAUUUGCUGCCUGCAGUAUAAUGUAUGCAAAUUCUGUGCACUUGGUGUGCACAUUUUUGGGGUAUCCCACCCUCCCAUCUUUAUUUUAACUAAAUGA